Nerophis lumbriciformis (worm pipefish) is the source of this 1824-nucleotide messenger RNA. The record is from RefSeq and is a predicted model, not a curated record. Lineage: Eukaryota; Metazoa; Chordata; Actinopteri; Syngnathiformes; Syngnathidae.
AUGGCGGCAACGGAAGCCGACGCGGCGCCCGCCGUCCAAGAAGACGGCAAGAGUCCGGAGAGCGAGCGGACGGAGGCGGAGCAACCUGCGGAAAAAGACGGCGCGGCCGUCAACAGCGAGGCCGUCCCUACCGAAGAGACGGCGGAGAACGCCGAGGAGGCCGGAGCGGCCGGCGGCGACUCGGCGCCCCCUCAGAGCGCCGAGAACCACGAGCACAAGACCUCCUUCCUGGACUCCUUCCUGAACAAGAGCGGUCUGGGGAAGGUGAUGUCCGGGAGGAAAAAGAAAGAGGACGGCGCCGCCGAGGGGACGGAGAAAGACGCGGAGAACGAGGCGGCGGAGCCGGAAGCCGAAGCGGCGGAGAAAGCGCUGGAAAACGGCGAGAAGGACGAGGAGAAAAAGAGCAAAGAGUCCAAGUCCUCGGUCCGGGAUCUGAUCCGGAAGCCGGUGGCUAAGAUCUUCUCGCACCGGAGCGCGGAGAAGAAAGACGGCUCGGAAGCUCCCAAACCGGUUCGCUCCAGGUCUCUGGAUCGCCUGGAGGAUCCUCAAGCGCUCAGCACCGAGGAGGCGGACGGCGGCGCGGAGGGCGGAGCCGAAGCGGAAACCGAAGCGGAGGCGGAGCAGAAGGCGUCCUCCUCGUCCGCCACCAAGCACAUGAAGCGCUGGCACUCUUUCAAGAAGCUCAUGGCCCAGAAAACGCACAAGAGGAGCGUCGGCGAAGAGGGCGCCGACGGAGAAGGAGGCGGAGACUCGUCCACGUUGGACUCCAAGGAGUCGGGACAAAAGAGGUGGAAGCUCAAGCGUUCCUGGACCUUCCAGGGACUCAAGAGGGAUCCGUCCGUGGUGGGCAUCAGCGGGAAGACCAAGAGCGGAGAGAAAGAGCAGGAGGCGCCCGACGGCGAGGAAGAGGGCGGCGAAGGAGAGAAGGCGGAGGGGAGCGAGGAGGACAAGGCGGCAGCGGCGGGGGGCACCGUCACGCAACACGCCAACGAGAUCUGGACCUCCUUUAAGAAGCGAGUCAUCCCCAAGUCCAAGCGGGCAAACACCGAGUGCCAACCUGGCGGGGAAGAUGACGCAAACGCCGGAACCGCCUCAGGCGAAGACGGCGCGACGGAGGACGGAAAAGACGCCAAGUCGGCCAAAGCCAAGCGCUCCCACUUCGGCCGUGCCGUCUCCCUCAAAAACUUCAUCCUCCGCAAAGGCAAGUCCACCAGCGUGGACAUGGGCGACGCCGCCAAGGAAGAAGAAGCGACGCCCGCCGAAGAAGGCGGCGACGGCGACGCCGGUGGAGACGGCGAAGGCGACGGCGAAGCUAACAAACCGACCGAAGCGGGAGACGCCGGCGAAGCUAGCGAAAGCGUCGCCGACGACGGCGAGGCGCGGCAGGAAGCCGAGAAGACGCCCGUCGCCAACGGCGAGAACGGCUGCGAGAACGGGACGGCCGAGGACGACGCCCACGACGAGCGACCGGACCGGGAGGAGGAGAACAGCCCGCUGAAGAAGAGCAAGGAGGUGGGCGGAGCCAAGGAAGAGACCAACGCCAAGGUCAUCAACGCCGCGGCGCCGCCCGUGAACAGCGGUGAGUUACCGCCGUGGCGGCGGGACGAGCGUCACCGCUUGCGAGGAGACGCCAACGGCUCGCCGCUAACGAGCGUUAGCGAUGAGUUGUGGGGGGAGGAGCAAGAGGAGGAAGAUGAUGAGGUGGAGGUGGUGAGGAAGAGAGAGCUAAGGGACGCGGCAGCGGCCAUCGUCCGAAGCGUAGUGUCCGCCGCCGCUGACCAAUUAGAGCGUGAGGUGCGGCGUGGAGCUCUGGAUGGAUGCUAG